Gambusia affinis (western mosquitofish) is the source of this 7477-nucleotide messenger RNA. RefSeq names its product MAP/microtubule affinity-regulating kinase 4a (gene mark4a). NCBI's taxonomy places the organism in Eukaryota, Metazoa, Chordata, Actinopteri, Cyprinodontiformes, Poeciliidae. The transcript has 17 exons. Gene Ontology annotation, molecular function: ATP binding; protein serine/threonine kinase activity; tau-protein kinase activity. The record is from RefSeq and is a predicted model, not a curated record. Gene Ontology annotation, biological process: microtubule cytoskeleton organization; protein phosphorylation; intracellular signal transduction. The coding region runs from base 875 to 3175 and encodes 766 amino acids. Gene Ontology annotation, cellular component: cytoplasm.
GGGGGGACAGAGGGGCAAUCUGCCCACCUCUGACACCAUCACUGUCGGCACCGUGGACAGUGAUCGCAAAUGACAACAAAUGUAAUCGUUUUCCUGUUCCGUGGGUUGGUCUUUUACUUCCAAACCACGGACCGGAAGUCCUGUGUGUCGCUUAUUGCUGCUGCCUCGACGGAUCUGUGCGCAUCUGAUCGAGCUGGAAUAGCGAAUUGGGAACAUUUGGGCCCUCUCUCUCCGCUGCACCGUAAGCCUCCGUGUUUCCGUCUCUGCAGCGGUCGCGCUGGCGUCGCGGCGACCGGGCGAAACGUUCCGUCGGCGGCUCUUAUGACAGCGACGGGAUGACAGCGGUCCAGUCGGAGCCGUGUUUGUUUUGUGUGGCGAAAUGAGGCAGGGGGUGGAGAGUCGCCACAGAGACGCUGGGCUCCGGCCAAACAUCGCCGCAUUUUAGCACCACUUCUUCUCCUCCCUUGCAUGCAAGGGCUUCUGCACUGAGCUGCGUCGCUGAUCGACCCGCUCGUUUUUUUCUUUCUUUCUUUUUUUUCUUUUUAAAGACAUCUAUCUUUGCAAGGUGCAUGGUGGAAAAUGCAGCUUGUUUGAGGACACCCCCCUCCACCACCACCACCUCUCUCUCCCUCUCCUCCACAUAUCCAUCGCUGCCAUGACAGGCAGAGGUCUCCUCCGGAGCUCGGCUCGGUCGCUCGGAGAGCAGGCAGAUUGACUCGGGUCGGUGGGGCCUCGCAUCCGCGGAUGUCAUUCUGUCUGUGGAUCCUGUAAACACCGUCCGCGCAAAUACACGGCGAACGUCGCUCGGGAGCUGGGGGGGUGGGGAGAGGAAAAUUAAGAGGGGCAGGGGGUGAGAGAGAAAGAGAAGGAAAACAUGUCGUCUCGAUCUGCAUUACAGUCUGGAAACGACAGGAGCACGGGAGAACAUCAUGUGCCGCUCGGUGCCAGCCGCGCAGACAAGGCCACGAGCCAGUCCAGCCGCUCCCUGGGUGCCCGGUGCAGGAACUCCAUUGCCUCUUGCUCAGACGAGCAGCCGCACAUCGGCAACUACCGUCUGCUCAAGACCAUCGGCAAGGGAAACUUUGCCAAAGUCAAGCUGGCGCGCCACAUCCUGACAGGCAGGGAGGUUGCAAUAAAAAUCAUUGACAAAACCCAGUUGAACCCAACCAGUCUGCAAAAGCUUUUUCGGGAGGUACGAAUAAUGAAAGGCUUAAAUCACCCUAACAUAGUGAAGCUGUUUGAGGUGAUAGAGACGGAGAAGACCCUUUACCUUGUUAUGGAGUAUGCCAGUGGAGGUGAAGUGUUUGACUACCUCGUGUCACAUGGGAGGAUGAAGGAGGUCGAAGCCAGAGCCAAAUUCCGACAGAUUGUCUCUGCCGUCCACUACUGCCACACCAAGAACAUCGUCCACAGAGAUUUGAAGGCGGAGAACCUUCUGCUGGACGCCGACGCCAACAUCAAGAUUGCUGAUUUCGGCUUCAGCAACGAGUUCACGCUGGGGAACAAGCUGGACACGUUCUGUGGCUCCCCGCCCUACGCCGCACCUGAGCUUUUCCAGGGAAAGAAGUACGACGGGCCUGAGGUGGACGUCUGGAGCCUGGGAGUCAUCCUUUACACGCUGGUCAGCGGUUCUCUGCCGUUCGACGGCCAGAAUCUAAAGGAGCUGAGAGAGCGCGUGCUGAGGGGAAAGUAUCGUGUGCCCUUUUACAUGUCAACCGACUGCGAGGGCAUCCUUCGCCGAUUUCUGGUGCUGAACCCCGCCAAGCGCUGCACUCUCGAGCAAGUCAUGAAGGACAAAUGGAUAAAUACAGGGUACGAGGGGGAUGACCUGAAGCCCCAUAUAGAGCCCGUGGAGGACUUCAGCGACCCGACACGCAUAGAGGUGAUGGUUGGGAUGGGCUUCACCCCUGAAGAAAUCAAAGACGCUCUCCUGAAUCAGAAAUACAACGAGGUCACCGCCACCUACCUGCUGCUGGGUCGAAAAGGCGACGAAAGCAGUGAUGCUCGCAGUGCUAGUACACUGUCUCUGGCGAGGGUCCGACCCAGCCCCAUUACCAACGGGACGAACAAGCACUCCUCAGCCACUGGCUCCUCUUCCUCCUCCACCUCCUCCUCCCACAGCAAGUCGCAGCGCAGUGCCUCCACCUACCACAGACAACGGCGACACAGCGACUUCUUCCUCCACAACAAAGGCGGGCCUUCCAUGCCCGUCAUGCACCCCAAGCGGAGCCCGACCAGCACCGGGGACCGGGAGCUGCGGGAGGGCCGGAUGCCUUCGCGUAAAGCCAGCUGCAGUGUAAUGGGGAGCCACAGCCUUCCUCCCUCCAGCCCAAUGGUCAGCAGUGCCAACAACCCCAAUAAGUCUGAAAUCCCAGACCGCCGCAAAGACAUGACUGCCACCACGAAUAACAUCCCGGGAAGCACCAUGACACGCCGGAAUACAUACGUGUGCACAGACCGCUCAGGUGCUGACAGGCACUCUCUUCUGCAGAACGGCAAAGAAAACAGCUCUCUGGGCCACCGCAUGCCCACAGCAUCCCCCUCCACGCUCAGCAUGGCCGGAGCCGGCGCAGCUUCCUCCUCUUCCUCAUCGGACAGAUGCCGCCUGACACGAGGAUCCACAAUCCGCAGCACCUUCCACGGGGGUCAGCUGAGGGAUCGCGGUCCACCGGUCUACUCUGCCCCGCCCACAUCACCCACCCUGUCCCACCACGAUGCCAGCCCGCUGCCCCAUGCACGCACCAGGGCGACCUCCAACCUCUUCACCAAGCUGACCUCCAAACUCACUCGCAGGGUCACAAAUGAAUCUGAGGGAAUCAGGAGAUUUGCGGUCACAAGUUGCCAUCUACCUGGGUAUCAAAAAGCGUCCGAGCCCCGGGCCGUCGGACGUGGCUGGAAUCUGAGAGGCGGUGGGCGGCGGGACCCUGCGGAGGUGGUAUUGGCUCUGCAGGAGGCAGCGCUCGGAUGUGGCUGCCAGGUCCACCAUUCCGGCCCCUUUCUGCUCUCCUGCACCCACGGCGUGGCAGGGGGCCGUGUGGCUUUUGAGGCCGAGGUGUGCCAUCUAUCCACGGGCACCUCCGAGACUUCUAACGGGGUACGCUACACGCGACUCUGGGGGGCACCGCUAGCUUUUCGGGACAUCGCUACCCAAAUCUCGAAGGACCUUGAACUUUGAGCCAGAGGGAGUGUUUGCAUCGAGAGUGUGUUUUUGUGCGUUUAUGUGUGUGCGCCAAGUGAAUUGAAGUGGGGUAUGGGGGGGGGACAGAGACGGGGGCAAGGGGCUGGACCCUUUCAGGAAAACCCCCUCUGCACACACACAUAGACUCGCACACACCUGAGCAGAAAGGUAACACUGACCGAAGCACCCCAACGUCCACCCAAUCACUGCACCCAGCUCAGCCAGCUUCUUCACUGAGCUACUGCAACCACUGGAUCUGGAUCAGAUGGAAUCUAGUUGAAUAUUUUUUAUUGCUACUCUUAGCCAUAAUGACUCUUUAUUUUGUUAUGCUCCGAUCCUUGUUUUUACCCUCCGUCACUCUCAUCUCCACACAAAGAAACAUCCCUAUGCUGUCAGACUUCACUGACCACCAAGUCCUUUUUUAAGCUCUUUUUAUAUGACAGUCACACGUACUGUUUCAUUCUAUUUUCCCCCUUUUGAUCACAUACAUGAUAACAUGUCCAACUCUGUGAUCAUAUGGGCAAAGACGAAGGGUUGCAUUGCAUUGACUCAUGGGCACAGUCUGGCAAUGACUACGUCAGAUUAAGGUCAAUGGGAGUUGAUUUGUCUGUCACGGCCAAUCAGAGGCUAAUGUGGAGUAACAAUAGCCAAUCAGUGAGGUAUUCUAAGUCCAAAAAGCCAAUGAGAUUUCCAAGUUCAUAAACUUGUGGAGCAAGUUCUUUAAAACAAAAAUCCAUAACAUAGUCGAAUUACUUUUAUAACAAAAACAAAAAACAUCAAUACUUUCUUCACAACUGGAAAUUAAAAAAGGAAAGACAUAAUUUUUGGUCAAAUUGGUUCCCGUGCAGUUCCCACAAAAACUGAGCAAAAUACUUUUGUUUUACAGAGUGACAGUAUUAACACAAAAAUGUAUUAACUCAACAUAAUUGCUUUAAAAAAGAGGGAAAUAAGAUUAUAAUUUCUGCUAAAAUAAUAUCAAAACGGUAUAUUACUAUUAUAGCUACAAUAACAUUUUGUUCCCUUCCCUGACAUACAGUAUGGAAAGUGUUAGUGUUAAGCCAUUGUUGCAAAAUCUGUGCUAAACUAUUUCAUGUACUUGAGAAACUAAUAAAAACUAAAAUAUUCCAGCCACAAAUGACAGAAAAUCUAGUCAGUGUCAAAUAAACCAUCAGAGAGCCAGAAGGCUAUAUUAAAAGAUUACGUAAACAUAUAAAAUUGUGUCAUACCUAAGCUAGAAUAUAAAAUACCCUUCUUCUGCUUAGUAGUACUUUAUUAGUAAACAAUACAUCCAAGUCUAACAAUCUGUUAGCAGCUCAUGAAUUAGCUUCAGUAGCUAUGUACCAGGAGGCUUUUCUUUUACUGACAGGCAAGGUAACUCUCAAAGCUUGUUGCUAUGAUCUGUUUGCAAACACAGCUACUUUAUUAGAAGCAAUCAUUGAGUGGAAAUAUCUUUCAACACAAGCUUUGCGUUUGUUGACAAGAAUUCUCUUCCUUUAGCCUGCUAGCUAGCAGGACCCAGCAACGGCUUGGGAAGCGCCACUCGGUGCCGCACAAGAAAUUUCCUGUCGCUCCUGGACUCUUUUGGAAUCAUCUUGGGAUUAUAUGAAACUGAAGACACAAAAGACUACGAUGUAAAACGUUUGUAGUAAUGAAACUGUGACCUGAAAACUGUUUGGAGUUAAACAUUAUUGUACCUAGAGAUGAGGUCUUGUCCCACUUUUCAAUUUUAGUCAAUUAAAAUCAUGAUUUGUGGCUUGUUCUUAAACAGAAAUUGUUUGCUUAAACAAAUAUCACAGUGUUUUACUAAAUUGUGGAAACAGAUAAAUCUAGGUUUAGGGUUAUGAAUACAAACACUAUCCAUUUGCUCAAAAUCCUCAGGUAACAGAACAAUAUUUUACCUGUCUGAAUAGGGAAGGAAUGACAGAUUCUGAAUACAGUUAAAAUUAGUUCCUUUUGUAGCGUGAAGGCUCUCCAUUAUAAAUAGGUUGAAGAACUCUGUCAUCCAGGGGGAGCUGAGAGUAGAGACUUAAGUGGUGAGGGUAUUUGAUCAGGCUGCCUCUGUUUGAAGGUCUUCCAGUAACAUCCCUCUGGGAGGAGACCCAGAAAGAACUGGAGGGACUAUGUUCCCUUCUGACCCGGGGAUUCCCCAGCAGGGUGUCUGGGAUUCCCCUCUGGAUCUGUUAUUCCCACGACGUCAGAUACAGGGAGACGGUGUUUGGUUCGCAUUGAUGUUUGGAAUCUUUCAACCAGAACCACGUCACCAACUUUCCCCUUCAAAGCAGUCUUUUAAUGCUCUGCAGAGUAACAAGCAACACUGCAACUCUAGAGUACUAUCAAUGCAAUGCAACUCUUGUGUUGACUCUAUUCUGUGCCAUGUGAUCUCACCUUGCUCAUCAUCUCUUGUUGGUGGGAAACACCAAAACAUGGAUCAGCCAAGCAGCAGCACCUUUCAUUCCACCUCACCCUUACAUGCUGAGGUCAUGUACUCUCCCAAAUGUGCACCACUUUACCCUUGUAGCCCCGUAUAAGAACUGCUCAGUCCAUUAUUGGUGACUGCAGAGAUCAGGGGAGAGUUCUGUACCUGGACAGGCACAAUGGAGGCAAUGUGGAUACUGUUUUCUUCUUGUUAGUCCAGUUGCCUUUAAAGUGAACACCCCCCAGCGCCUUCAUACAGUACUUAUUUAAUGUAAAAAAGGAAAAAAAAACUGAGAAAGCUUUCUAUGCUCCCUCCCUGUUUUUAGUGAACAAUGUACUGUGAUAUUUGCGUAGACUACAGAGGUCAUAUUGUUUGGCUGCUGAUUUACUGUUAAAACUUUCUCUCAGUUGUGGUUUUACUCAUGGUAACCCAAACUAACCAACCCCAUCCCACCUCCACCCCUACAUGUUCACACCCAUCAGGACUUCGCCAACUUCCUCGACUUAAACUCAUCGGUCCGUCAUACACACCAAGAACUUUUUUGUAUGAGUCACAGUGAGUGUUUUGGCUUCAUUGCCCCUCCACCGCCCCCACAGGGAAACAAUCAGCCGUAUUUCACUCUGUCAUGUCGUGUGGAAUCUUCUCGGUCCUGUUUGGUGUGUGCUGCUUCUGGGAGUCCAACAGGGGACCUGCUGUCCCCCCACCCCUCAGGUUGAGAAGCAUGCACCAACAUGGAUGCCAGGAGUCUGUCCUUGUCCUCUCCCUGGACGGUUUUCAUUGUGGUGUAUAUUAGCAUUAGGUAAUAUAGACCUCAAUGCACUUUGCUUUGACUUGAAUCAGCUCCCUCCAGUGUACCUGUUUAGGUCAUGCCCAGUACUAGUCACUGGAGGGCGCCAAUGUCUUAAAUGUGAAACACUUCAAUUUGUGGAUAUUUGCACAGGUACUUUAUUUAUUUUUUAGAAUAAUAUCAUUAAAAAAAACAGGAUUUAUAUCAGUCAGUUGAUGGCUGUAUAUAAAAUAUAUGAAUAUAGUAUAUAUCUUAGAGCUCAAGGUUUAUUUAUAGUUAGAACAAGGGAAGUAAUUCUAGAUUAAAACUGUUUCUGUCAGUGAUAUGGGGGAGCAAAACCAACCUGCAAUCCUGCAUGACUUCAGAGUUUGGAUUAUGAUGGAAGAAAAAUGAACUAUGAUGCACAUCUUGGAUUGGAGGCUUUAUGAAACGCAGACACCAUCAGUUUAUACAAGCUAAUUGUUCAAUGAAGCUCCAGCCCCUCCUCCCUUAAACUUACCCUCUUUUGACAGAAACAAACAGAAGGGCUCCAGUGAGAUACAGUAACUUUCUUCCACCUCGUUGUUUGACGAUAGAGAUUUAACUUGAAUUCACACAAAUCCUGCUAAUGCCAUGACACGGUUAAAAAGCCCAGAGUUGCAAGCAAGCCAUAGAAAAGCUAUACUACUGGUGUGUGAUCUUAAAUGUGUGUGGGGAAAAAAAAGAUUAUACCUUUGGGUCACACAACUCACUGUUAUUGUUUAAGAUGGGGUGACAUUGUCUUGAAGAGUGAAGAAUUACUGUGAAGACUUUUUAAAGGAGUAUUUAUUGGUGGGAGUUAUGAGGAAGAGAGUCCGGUCUGGUUGUUGGGAACUGAACAGUAUUACAAGCCCAGUUAGCUCAGUAUUUUACACCAACUUCAUUUCUAAAAGAAUUUUCAGAACAGCUGAUGUUAUAUGCAAAACUAACGUAGGAAUAGUCACAGUCUGACUCUGUUCUGCUGUUAAAUUUCUUCCCUUAGAAGCAAAAUUGUAAACUGAGACUGGGUGGUUGUGGUAUCUGAAGAGAACAUGGAGCUGAAGUUGAAUAAAAUUCACUGAUGUUGGCAUUAUUGUCA